CUGUGGCGGCCUAGGAGUGAGAAGGCAGCAGAAUUAGAGGCUUUGAGGAGGCAGGAGUAGACUAAGAGAGCACGUGAGCAUCAGUCUUUUCUCCCAGCUUUUAUCCUCAGGAAUUCUUUGUGCGGGGACUACCCGGGGCCCAGUGUAUGGCCACGGAGUUACAGUAUUCUGACUCCAUGCCCUGUCACAACCAGCAAGUAAACUCUACUUCAACCCCAAGCGCAGAGCUGCUGCAUCCUGGCGACCAGACAACGGACCUUACGGGGGGAAAUGACCCCUCAUUUGCCAAGCUGACUUUAUUCACCGGGCACACCCAUUCUAGCUUACAGGCCGACCAGGACCUUCAGGCCUGCGGAGGCCUCAACUUCAAUUCAGAAAGCAAGGGUGGCAGUGGCAGCUAUGACGCACCAGCCAGCGACUCAGUACUGGCGAAUGGUGAACUCUGCCAGCAGAUCGGGGGGCAGCUUAAACUGCUGCCUAUGAAUGAUCAGAUCCGCGAGCUGCAGACCAUCAUCCGGGACAAGUCAGCUAGUAGAGGGGACUUCAUGUUUUCUGCGGAUCGUUUGAUUAGGCUUGUUGUGGAAGAAGGAUUGAAUCAACUGCCAUAUAAAGAAUGCAUAGUGACCACUCCAACAGGUUACAAAUAUGAAGGAGUGAAAUUUGAGAAGGGAAACUGUGGGGUCAGCAUAAUGAGAAGUGGUGAGGCAAUGGAACAGGGUUUACGAGACUGCUGUCGAUCUAUACGGAUCGGAAAGAUCCUGAUUCAGAGUGAUGAGGAGACACAAAGAGCCAAAGUAUAUUAUGCCAAAUUCCCCCCAGACAUUUACAGGAGAAAAGUCCUUCUGAUGUAUCCAAUUCUCAGCACUGGAAAUACUGUAAUAGAAGCUGUAAAGGUUCUUAUAGAACAUGGAGUUCAACCCAGUGUUAUCAUCCUACUCAGUUUGUUUUCCACUCCUCAUGGGGCCAAGUCAAUUAUUCAAGAGUUUCCAGAGAUCACAAUUUUAACUACUGAAGUUCAUCCUGUGGCACCUACACAUUUUGGACAGAAGUACUUUGGAACAGACUAAAUUGUUGAAGGAAAUUAUCUUGUGUGAUACUAGUCUUAUUUUGAGUUUCUACUUGUUUUACAAAGUACCUUGAGGAAUGGCAGAGAAAAUUGUGUUAAACAAAGGCUUUAAGUUUUGGAAUUGGCUGUAGUAAAAAAGGAAAUAUCUGAGAUUUAUUUAUUUUACUUGGUUAUUUCUUGACUGUGGACCCCAAGUUCAGCAAAAGUGUGCAUGCAACUCUUAAAAAAGAUUUCUGUAUGCUCAUAAAGUUCUAAUCCGUAGUACAUUAAAACGUUUCUCUACCUUAUCAGCCUCUCAAUUUGGAGUUUACUUUCAUCCACAAAAUGCAAGUUGAUUAUUUGUGAGUUGAUUAUUUGGUCCAUAACAGUCUAUAUUUUAUCUAGUUUGCUUUUAUUUCUAGGGAGGUUUCAUAGAUUUGACUUUUACUUUUAAGCUCUUUAUACUACAAAAUGACCACUUGGGAUAGGAUUGAAAAAUAAAAAUAAAAAUAAAAAAAGGAACAUCUCCUGAAACUUUAUAUUUGCAUUCAUAUCCUCACUCAGUUGGCAGAUGCAGGAUAUACAGUAAGCUCUUCAGUUAAUCUAUUGUGUUUUCAUUGAUUCAUUUCCCACAGUAUGCAUUGUUGCCAAGUGUAAUUAAUGCAGUGAAGGAAAUGGCGGUUCAUUUCCAGCAACUAAAACUAUAACAAAACGCAACAUUAAUGGUGGCUGGGCGGUAGCACAGCAGUUAAGUGCAAGUGGCGCAAAGCACGAGGACCGGCAUAAGGGACCUAGUUCUAGCCCCCGGCUCCUCACCUGCAGGGGAGUUGCUUAACAGGCGGUGAAGCAGGUUUGCAGGUAUCUAUUUUUCCCCUCUCUGUCUUCCCCUCCUCUCUCCAUUUCUCUCUAUCCUAUCUAACAGUGAUGACAUCAAUAACAACAAUAAUAACUACAACAAGACAACAAAAGGGGGGCUUAAAAAAGAGAAAAAAACCUUAACAUUAAUUUAACUUGUGAUGCCUGGAUGCUGACAAAGGGGGGCUAAAUAUUGCAGAUGUAACCAGUGUGCUAGAAAGGAAUAGAUGAUGGAAUUUUUUUUUAGGUAUGUAGCAAAGAAUGGUUACUUGCUGGAUUUUGUGGUGCAUAGGUAAAUUCAAAUGCUUCAUUCUUAAUUUGUAUGUUUCUGCUUCAGGCCUUUAAUUUGGAAAUUAUUUAUUUUUUCAUAUUUGCCAAUAAUAUAUGCAUUAAAACAGAAAGAAUCCUAGGAUCUAUGUGUUUAUAUAUAAACUUCUGAAAGGAGAAAUGUCUUAACAAUCAAUAUUUAUAUUCUAUAACUUAAUUCUAAAAUCCUGAUGUAAUUUUACAUUGAUAUUAAAACAUUUUAACAGUGA
This is a messenger RNA of Erinaceus europaeus (western European hedgehog), 2436 nucleotides long. RefSeq names its product uracil phosphoribosyltransferase homolog (gene UPRT). NCBI's taxonomy places the organism in Eukaryota, Metazoa, Chordata, Mammalia, Eulipotyphla, Erinaceidae. The transcript has 7 exons. The record is from RefSeq and is a predicted model, not a curated record. Bases 147 to 1067 code for a protein of 306 amino acids.